This is a messenger RNA of Xenopus tropicalis (tropical clawed frog), 551 nucleotides long. RefSeq names its product histidine triad nucleotide binding protein 1 (gene hint1). Gene Ontology annotation, molecular function: catalytic activity. The transcript has 3 exons. NCBI's taxonomy places the organism in Eukaryota, Metazoa, Chordata, Amphibia, Anura, Pipidae. Gene Ontology annotation, cellular component: cytoplasm. The record is from RefSeq and is marked provisional. Bases 16 to 396 code for a protein of 126 amino acids.
CUGCAGGAGGCAGACAUGGCUGAUGAGAUCAGCAAAGCCCAGACAGCCUGCCCAGGGGGAGAUACUAUCUUUGGGAAAAUUAUCCGCAAAGAAAUCCCGGCCAAGAUCAUCUAUGAGGAUGAGCAAUGUAUUGCUUUUCACGAUAUAGCUCCGCAAGCCCCAGUCCAUUUCCUAGUGGUACCGAAAAAGUUCAUCACCCACUUGUCCAAAGCAGAUCCCGCUGAUGAAAAGCUACUUGGACAUCUGAUGAUCGUUGGCAGCAAGUGUGCAGCUGAUUUGGGUUUGACAAAUGGGUACCGGCUGGCGGUGAAUGAGGGGCCAGAUGGUGGCCAGUCUGUGUACCACCUUCACCUUCAUGUUUUUGGUGGACGCCAGAUGGGCUGGCCUCCAGGCUAGUAGCUUGCCAGACACUGCAGGCCAACACAGUAGCUUUAAUUUGUCCCGUCCUAUGAAAUGGAUUCUUUGAACGUAAAGCUCCACAUUAAUUCCUUGGUUUCUGCCAAGACUGGAUGAGCCACAAAAUAAAGAGUAAUAAAGCAUUUUCCUUGAAA